This is a messenger RNA of Prunus armeniaca (apricot), 513 nucleotides long. NCBI's taxonomy places the organism in Eukaryota, Viridiplantae, Streptophyta, Magnoliopsida, Rosales, Rosaceae. The record is from the annotation of a GenBank genome assembly.
AUGAACCCGCCUUCACCCCUUGUGGCCGACGGUCCCAUCCUCGGCCUCGCCGACCGAGAGAACCCUGCUGUGCCACCCGGCACACCCCGAGUGGAGAUGCCUGGUCGACAAAGCACCCUGGAAGAUAGGAUGGAAGCCCUGCAAGAGCACAACAAUAUCCUCUCCUCCAAACUGGAUGACACCCAGAAACAGCUUCACGAGCAACAAUCACAGUCAGCCCAACUGCAGGACGGUUUGGAACAAACCACGCAGCUUUGGCAGGAACGAUCACUGAAGAGCGUACCAAGGCCUAACGAUCGAAAGGCUAGGAAGCAGCUAGCCCAGGGUGAACCGUCCGCCUCCCGAAGACUGUUCGUGCCAACUUCGGCAGAGCACCACCGGGAAUACCAAGUUUACUCCGACUGCCGUGACGGGAACGGCAGACAUCACCGAUUCCCGUCCAAGCAAAACUCAACGAUCGGCAUCUGGACGUACUCGGACCAAAAUCUCCCAUUCGACGGAGGUACGACGUGA